GUACAGCUCAGUGGCUCGAGGCAGGACGCAUGGCAUCAUCGGCGGCCGUCGACGUUGCCGGAGCCGGCCGGCAGCAAGCCCUCGACGGCUCGAACCCGGCGGUGGCACGGCUGCGCGAGCUCAUCGGCGGCCAUGAAUCCACGGCUGGGUGGAGCAGGUGCUGGGAGGAAGGCGUGACGCCGUGGGAUCUCGGGCAGCCGACGCCGGCCGUCGUCGAGCUGGUGCAGUCCGGGACCCUCCCCGCCGCCGGCGACGCCACCACCGUCCUCGUCCCCGGAUGCGGCGCCGGAUACGACGUGGUUGCACUGUCCGGCCAUGGCCGCUUCGUCGUCGGCCUCGACGUCUGCGAGGCGGCCAUCCACAAGGCCAAGCAGCUGUCGGCGGCGGCGGCCGGCGGUGACGUCGGGAGCAACUUCUUCGCCUUCGUCGCCGCCGACUUCUUCACGUGGGAGCCGCCGGAGCCGUUCCACCUCAUCUUCGACUACACGUUCUUCUGUGCUCUGCAUCCGUCGAUGAGGGCAGCAUGGGCGAGGAGAAUGGCCGACCUGCUACGGCUGGACGGAGAGCUCAUCACCCUCAUGUACUUGGCUGAAGGUCAAGAGGCUGGGCCACCAUUCAAUACAACAGUGCUAGAUUACGAGGAGGUGCUGAACCCAUUGGGUUUUGUCAUUACUUGGAUCGAGGACAAUGAAGUGGCAGUUGAACCACGAAAGGGGAUGGAGAAAAUCGCAAGGUGGAAGAGAAUGGCAAAAUCUGACUAUUAAGAUUGUGGACUCCUGUUCGCAGCAUUAUCGAGAACUUAUAUCUGAGCAACCCGCACAUCUAAAGAUAAAUUGUGUCCCUAAGAAAAAUAAACAUCUCAUAAAAGGAAAGGAAGAAUUAAGAAGGGAAGAAAGUAAAAUAUUUGUUUAAUGGGCCUGGAAGGGUUUGUGCGUCAUUGUAAUGUAAUGAAUAAUGUAAUUCACACAUAUAUAUUCAAGUAAAAUGUAUGUGUGGCUUAAUUAGUCAUCACUGUAAAUUUAGGAGUAUGCUUAUUCCACUACUCCUGAAUAAAUUUCUUUCCUAUGAAUU
Messenger RNA from Oryza brachyantha (malo sina), 1071 nucleotides. RefSeq names its product probable thiol methyltransferase 2. Bases 30 to 764 code for a protein of 244 amino acids. Gene Ontology annotation, molecular function: S-adenosylmethionine-dependent methyltransferase activity. The record is from RefSeq and is a predicted model, not a curated record. The transcript has 7 exons. Lineage: Eukaryota; Viridiplantae; Streptophyta; Magnoliopsida; Poales; Poaceae.